UAAAAUAUUCAGGCAUGUCACAGAAUGUAAAAUCGUUCAAGAGUGAAAACGAAAACGGUUUUAGCUUCUCUAAAAAACGGAAAACGCAAAAAUUUUGCGUUUUGAUAUCACUUUCAAAAAGCAGGGUGAAAUUGAAAUGUUUAGUGAUUUUAACGUAAAAAAUAAACAGAAGACACAUACAUUUAACAGAAAAUAUUGUAUUAACCAAAUUCUCUUAGAAUGAGCAUGUUUUUGGAAUUUAUUUUACAAAAAAUCUAUUAUUUUUCUAAUCCAUGAUGAAAACGCAAAAAAAUAUGCAGAAAUGAACGGCAGACUUGUAUUGUUGAAUUAUUGUCAUAUGUGUUAAAGAAGAAGGUGUAGAAAUGUACAACUGACAGACCAAAAAGCAAGAAGGGGAAAAACAAAAAAAAAAACAAUUAAUUGUUUGGUUUGAGACAGAGCGCUUCAGUCAAUCGGGCAAAAAUGGGCAAACACCGAAACGUUAAACAGGACAACAUUUUUAUCAAUUUUAUGGAUAAACAUCACGAUAUUGCCAGGGGCUAUGUAAAAGGUGAUAAGGUUGUUGUUGAUUCCCUAUGGACAGAAUUGACAGCUUUGCUGAAUAGUUCAGGUCCACCAAGUAAAACCUGUAAAGAAUGGAAGAAAGUUUGGUCAGAUUGGAAAGGAAAUGUUAAGGCGAAGAUGUGCCAUAAUAAAAAGGACUUGCGAGGAACUGGUGGUGGUGAUAUCAAUCAAUAUGUUUUCAAUGAACACGAGAACAGUUUAAUCAGAAUUUGCGGAUUGUAUAAAAGUGUCGAUGGAGUUGGUGGUGCAGUAAGCUUUGCGGAUUUUGUAAGUGAAUUAGACCUCAGUUGUUCUGAAAAAGAAAACUUUGAUUCGUCAUCAUCUACACAUAUUCCAAGAACUCGAAAAUCAAGUCAAUUAGUUUUAAGUGAAUCUGAAAACGAAGAGCUUAAUUUUUCACCCUCAACUUCAAAGCAGACCACUUCGAUUUUAAAUAAAAAAGAUAGACCAAGAUCAUGCAUUCCAGCUGCUUUUAAAAAUGUUUCUACAUUGGCAAUUGAUCCAAGAACACCAACAUUGGAAGAAAACCGUUCGCGAACACCUAUUCAAAAACGACUUAGAAAUAAAAGCUUAUCGUGUUCUCCGCCAUCUACACCAAUAAGACAAGUGUCGGGCAGCCUAACAAAAGCAAAACCCACGCCUGCAGUAAAAAGACCCCGGGCAAGAACUCCCUCAAAGCAAGAUCUAAAUGCGCUUUUAGUUGAGGAAAAUUCUCAUUUACAAAACUUGGAAAAAAUUUGUAAAAUUCUAUUAUUUCUAAUACGUUUGGCUACGUUGUACAUAUUUAUUUCAGGGUAGAUGUCCACAAUAUUUUGGUCGUUUUCAGAAUUUUCCUCAUUUGUAACAGGUAUCUCGUCUUCUUCGCAAGUAUUGAAGCCCCUGGCAUUUUUUACUUUUGGUGUUU
Molecule: messenger RNA, 1468 nt
Organism: Musca domestica (house fly)
Lineage: Eukaryota; Metazoa; Arthropoda; Insecta; Diptera; Muscidae
Exons: 2
Coding region: 463-1362 (299 amino acids)
Source: RefSeq, a predicted model, not a curated record